This is a messenger RNA of Engraulis encrasicolus (European anchovy), 1562 nucleotides long. Its product is annotated as collagen alpha-6(VI) chain-like. The record is from RefSeq and is a predicted model, not a curated record. The annotation marks the transcript as partial. Lineage: Eukaryota; Metazoa; Chordata; Actinopteri; Clupeiformes; Engraulidae. The transcript has 4 exons.
AUGGUGGCAGGAGGAUCAGAUGAUAGUGUGUACAGACAAUCACAGCUGCUCAGAGACCAGGGUGUUACAGUGAUUACAGUCGGGUUUGAUAACGCAGACCCCAUGGAAAUGCAGAUCAUCGCCACGAAGCCCUCUCUGUCCAAGACAAUGGGGAACACUGACCAGAUAAUUCAAGACAUCAGGACUAAUGUUGAAACAUCAGGAGAACUAAAUGUUGCCAACGAAUGCGAACAGUCCACGGUGUCAGAUAUUGUAUUCAUUGUGGACCAAUCCAUCACAACAGAAAAUGAAGAAUUUCAGAUUGUUCAGAACUUCAUUUACAACAUUGUAGCUGGUCUGGACAUCAGUUCAAACAAAGUUAGAGUGGGCGUAGUGCUAUAUGGUGAUGAACCCAAAGCUGAAAUAUACUUGAACACCCAUAGGAAUAAAGAGAACAUCCUUCAUCACAUCAAGAAACUUCCUUAUGUGAACACAACCACUGCAGACACUAGGAAGGCUCUGCUCUUUGUGAAGAGAGACGUGCUCACCACCAAGAGAGGAAGUUGUUUUAAAACAGAACAAGCAGAUCUGUAUUUCUUAGUUGAUCAGUCUGGAAGCAUUUUACCAUUUGAAUUCCAGUUGAUGAAAAAGUUUAUUCAAGAUUUUUUGAAUGUUUUUCAAAUUGGACCCAACCAGGUCCGUGUAGGUCUGGUGAAAUUUUCGGACACAGCAAAAAUCCAGUUCAAUCUUGUGGAUACCACAGAUAAGGCCGCAAUUGAACAUACAGUUCAAGGCCUUUUUUUGGAAGGGGGAGGUACAUACAUGGGUGAAGCGCUACAGAUAAUUCAAAAACUAUUUCAACAAGCAAAAGAGAACCGAACAGAUCCAGACAUACCAAGGAUACUGAUCAUAAUCACUGAUGGAGAAUCAACUGAUGAAGUAGCAAAACCUGCUGCAGAGCUGCGUGACCAAGGAGUCGAUAUCUAUGCUAUCGGUGUGAAAGGUGCAAAGGAAAGCGAACUGCUGGAGAUCUCUUCUUGUAAGGAUGUGAGAGCAGAUGUCAUCGCACUAGUGGAAUCUUCGGCCAUGAUUUCGCCAGCAGACUUUCAUAACAUGACACACUUCAUCAAGUUCCUGAUGGAUCAGUUUGAGCUUGGGCCUGAUGCGGUGCGAAUGGGCCUGGUGCAGUACGGCACAGAGCCAAAGCUACAGUUCCAGCUCAGCGGUGACAACAAGCACGACAUGAUAACGAAAAUCGACGCCAGCAUGGUUGAAGUGGGAGGCGGCACUGCGGAGACUGGCAAAGCACUCCGAUACGUUUCGCAGCUUUUUGACCCUUCGAAGGGAUUGGGCGGCCGUCCUGGCGUCCCACACAUCCUGGUCGUCGUAUCUCAGGGUAGGGCGACGGAUGCCGCUGCUGCCGCUGAUGUCGCUGAUGCUGCGGAGAUGUUAAAGGGGGAAGGAGUCCUCAUCUAUGCUGUUGGCAUCAGCAGUGAAGAAAACAGUGAAGAUACGUUCAUACUGGGUAGUGGUGUCUCCAACAAGCGCUUUUUACUGGAGGACUUCAGUGAGCUUCAGGCAAA